AGGGCCAUGUUUUAGUAAAAGCGAACACCCAUCAUGUUUAUGUACAACGAAUAUGUUGAUGGAUAGCAUAUAAUUGCGGUCCAUUUUAUUCAUCCCCGGCUAGACUUAGAAGUUACGUGUACUAGUACCCUUCUACGAAGCCAGAGGCUUCUAGUAGCUGAUUAUAUUGGAGCUUAGUUACGACCAGCAACCGCAAAAUUAGAAUCAGCACCGGCGAAGGCGGCGCAAAGAACAGUCGCUGCUGCACUCGCAGUGCUUUCCGCAGUUCGAAGAUGAAGCGAGGUUUUUUCUGGGCUAGUAUGAAUCACCUUCAGCUUCAUAUCAUCAUCUCCCAAAGUGCGCUUUUUCAAGAGCUUUGCUUUCCGAAUAUGCGUUCUGCUUUUAUCGGCUAUCACGCGACUGUCUCCGCGUUUCGCGUUGAGGUCAAGAAGGAGAUGAACACGGGUAAGGAAAAUGAUAAGAAAAAUUCCGCACACGAGGACCACAGUCACCAUCAACAAGAAGAACGGCACCAGAAAAUAAAUAAACACUCCGCGGAACAACACGAGGCUAGCACAAAAACAAGUGAAAAGGCAUCCACUAGAUCCCACUCCGCACAAGAACCACAGGACUGGCAGAAUGAGCCUUGGCAAGCGCACAUGAACUACGUCUACGAGCACCAAUGCGAAACUGCGACCGACGUCGAAAUCCUGAGCCAAGAUCCGCGGGUGUUCAAGCCCACAGAUGAUCACGCCGCCUCCCCAACAAUCAUUUCCAGCCGAGAAUGUAGACAGCAGUGCCAAAGAACGCCCGGGUGCGUCGGCUGGCACUUUUUUGAAAAGGGCGCGAAAGUGCACCACUGGACGGCGGAUCUCGUUGCCCUGACACGAAGGAGCGCAGAUUCAUCCACUGCGUACGACUCCGGCGACGCGGUGAUCGCGGAGUUCCUGGGUGAAGACACCUUCGACCUCGCGACCGAGGCGCAGUGUCGGUUUUUGCCGUCGUCAGAAAAGUAUCCUCUGCAAAAGUAUCGUACUCGUAUUGCAAUCAUGCAUUACAAGUUUUCUUCUCAAGGUAAAUCCGCAUUACAAAUUUUAUUUUUCAUGCUGAGGGAAUUUGUCAUGCAUUUAUACGAGUACGAUACUUUUGCAGUUCAUAAAAAGGAGGUUUUGGAAAACCUCGUGUGGCGGCGCAACUCACCGGGGCACGAGAGUGGGUUUUGCUCCCCUGGGGUUUUGCUCCACAAAAGGAAGGCAGACGCCGACAACGUGUGGACCUAUGAGAAGAAAUGCGAGUCGAAGCACGCCCAUCUGACCGUGACCGGAUUUGAGGAGGCGAACCAAGCAACGUUAGAGAUGUGCCAACGUAUGUGCGAGACGUCGGGGAAAUGCUUUUUCUACGACUUUCUGGGCGCCGGCCCAGAGUACGGCGCGGCUACCUCCGCUACAGGCGGAGCAGACGAGCAGAAUAAUGCUAAACCUGUGUGCCAAAUCGGCACUGACCCGAUGGCGGCCGUGAAUGAGGAAACGCAGCACCCCGGGAAGCACAUUGGGGGAAGGUGUGGGACGUGGAAAACCUGCGCGGGCGUCCCGGGAAAGUUGCACACGCUUGCCGACGAGCUGCGAAAAAAAAAGAUCCCGGACAAUAUGGCGCCCUCGCCGCUGGCGUGUGCGUUGACGUGUGAACAAGAGGAAAACUGCCACAGCUUCGUCUACGAAUUAUCAACUCACAUGUGCACGCUUCACAGCGGGCCCCAGGUUGAGAUGCGCGGGUUACCUUCAAACGCGCCGAGGAAGCAGGGCUUCGCGAGCGGGAAUUGUCACUUUUCCACACAAGUGCCAGAUAAUGCACACGCGUUCUUCGAAAGCGUGCGGGCAAGGAGUUCGGACGUGGACGCGCAGCACCUGCUCGCGUUGACGAAAACGCCGAGCAAGGACUACAGCGAGGUUUUGCAAGAGACCCUGUCGAACGGGGUGACGUCGCAUAAUUCGGUCAGCGAAAUCCACGCGGAGCUGGCCGACGAAAUAGCGGGAUUGUCCUCCGCCGCAAGCGCGCAACAGGGCUCGACGGUGAAUAAAAACAGCACCCUGGCCGGUGGAGAAACCCCGACGAACCAGACGGAGAACAUUUUGCUUCUUGUCAGCCUGAUCGUGUCGGUCAUUUUCCUCGUCGGUGGGACCAUCGUCAUCGUGCGGUUCUGUCAGAGCGACGCCGACAGCCCCUUCGCGGACGUGAUUGACCGACGCCACCCGGAAAAUCCGCACCAUCACCACGGCACCCGCAGGUACUACGAAGAGGAGCAGAUGGAGAACAACCAGAACUAUGAUUACAAGCCCUCGCAGGCAUACGGUUACGACGAAGUUGGCAAGGGAGAUGCAGCCGGGAUUAGCACUACUCCGAACCGCGCUGCGCAGCUGCUCCAGCAGCAGCAGCAGCAGCGCGGCCCCAGCGUUUCGCCGCGAGGUGGAGGACCAAGUAAGGGCGGGCAAAAGGACGGAGGGGCGGGCAAAUACUAGCACCAGGAUUGUGCUCACCGAGUGAGAAGGACUGCUCUACUUCUCAGCCCAAAAACUCCUGACGAGUAGUUUUCGUCCGCAUGAAGAAGAUGUCAGUGAUUUAUUAGACCAGCUGCAUCCUACUUUUUUUUUCAUGAUUGGUCAAUUAUGCGAUAGAAACCAACGAGCAUUGGUUGGUAGAAGAGUUGUCGCAUCACGAUAUCAUUAUCAAACUUUUAC
Messenger RNA from Amoebophrya sp. A120, 2714 nucleotides. Lineage: Eukaryota; Dinophyceae; Syndiniales; Amoebophryaceae. The record is from the annotation of a GenBank genome assembly.